This is a messenger RNA of Sarcophilus harrisii (Tasmanian devil), 1993 nucleotides long. It is a transcript of the gene ZFP36, whose product is annotated as ZFP36 ring finger protein. The transcript has 2 exons. Gene Ontology annotation, molecular function: mRNA binding; metal ion binding. Lineage: Eukaryota; Metazoa; Chordata; Mammalia; Dasyuromorphia; Dasyuridae. Bases 166 to 1290 code for a protein of 374 amino acids. The record is from RefSeq and is a predicted model, not a curated record.
CCCCCGCCUCCCUCUCCCCCAGUUGUCUCUAGCUCCUGGAGCUCCCCUGAUGGUGGGUUCUGGGCGGCACCGGGAGGCCCCGCCCCCAAACCCGUCCCUUCAAGAAGAGCGCGCCGGCCACCCUCCCCACAGUCCUGGAUACGCGCACGACCAAAGCUCCUACGGAUGGACGCAAGCGCCACCGCAGGCGGGAAGCCCAAGUCCGCGGGCAUGGACCUGUGCGUCCUCUACGAGAAGCUCCUGUCCCUGAGUCCGGACCUGGCACGGGCGGCCCGCGGGGAGCUGGAGUCCGAGCUGGGCUGGGGCUCCCGAAGCCCCUGGAGUCCCAGCCUCGCCGACCUGGAGGCGCCCUCCCCCCCGCGGGCCUCGGCUCCCUUGGCCCCUCGGCUCCCCGGCCGCUCUACCAGCCUGGUGGAGAGUCGCGCCUGGGUCCCCCCGCCGCCCGGCUUUGAGCCCCUGCCGCCCAGGGCCGCGCCGGCCGCCAGCGCCGCGCCCUCGGAAGGCGCGCCCGGCUCCGGCUCCCCGGCCGCGGCGGCCUCCUCGUCCAGAUACAAGACGGAGCUGUGCCGGACCUUCUCGGAGAGCGGCAAAUGCCGCUACGGCUCCAAGUGCCAGUUCGCCCACGGGCUCGAAGAGCUGCGGCCCGCCAGCCGCCACCCCAAGUACAAGACGGAGCUGUGCCGCAAGUUCUUGCUCCUGGGCGCCUGUCCGUAUGGGACCCGCUGCCAUUUCAUCCACACCCCUUACGACGUCCUGUCGGCGGGGUCGGCUCACCCUCCCCUGCUCCGGCAGAGCCUCAGCUUCUCCGGGAUGCCCUCCGCCCGGCGCCGGGGCUCCCCCACCCUGAGCCCUCCGGGGCUGCCGGACCUGCCUUCCCCCCUGGGCUUCUUCUCCCCUCCUUCCUCCCCGCCCCCGCUGGUCACCACCCCCGGGGAGGUCCCUUUCUCCCCCUCGGCCUUCUCGGCCGCCCCCGGCCCAGUGCCCCGGGGAGCCACGGCCGGAGAAGCCUGCUGCCCCUCCUGCCGCCAGACCACGGGCGUCUGGGGGCCCGCAAGGGAUGCCCUGGGGCUGAGCCUGGGGCUGGGGCUGGCCCGGAGCCCUUCUGCUCACUCCCUGGGCUCCGAGCCCGACGACCAGGCCAGCAGCGGGGGAAGCAGCCUCGGGGGGUCGGAUUCCCCAGUGUUCGAGGUGGCAGUGGGGGGCGCCUUCGCCCCCUCUAGCUCUCAGCUCCUGACCCCGGUGACCCCCCGGCGACUCCCCAUCUUCAAUCGGCUGUCGGUGUCCGACUGAAGGCCCCUGGGCCUCCAAACUUGGUAGCCACGGGCUUCAGGAAUUUCCUCCCCCCUUGCCACUUGUGCCCAGACGCGGAGGUCUCUCACCUGCUUAGUCCCCAGAGCAUUAACCCAGUGUCUAGACUCCCCGGGGCAGGUUCCCCGUGCGGAGCAAAAGCCCUCACCAAGGUGUUCUGGGGGUGGUUUUCUUUCUUUUUUAAUGUAGCAUACUGAAACGACCUAGAUAUGGACAGCGUGUCCCAAAAGUCUUGAUGCAGUUGUAAGCAUUAUUAGGUUAAGAUUGUACUGUCUUUGAGGCACCCUGUUAUGGGGGGGGGGUGGUCGGGAUAAAAUUCUCCCCCCCCUUUUCUUCAUGCUGUGAACAGGCUUCCCCAAGUCUCCCCUGGAUGGGGUUCUCCCCAAUCCUGGUGCUCAAACCCCACCUAACCAGACCAAAUCCAAGUUUCCCCGCCUCACCUCGGAGCCCCUUUAUUUAUGGUGACGACGUUAUUUAUUCCGAUGGGUUUUAUAGUAUUUAUAUAUGCAGUCGUCCCUUCUCCCUUUUGUUUAAUAUUGGGAGAUUGCUGCCACUAUAAUAUAUAUUUGAAAUAUAUUAAAUAUAUGUAUAUAUAUAUAUUGUUAGCUAAACAAAAAGGAAAUCUAUUUUUGUUUUUGGUGGAGUUUUUUUUUAAUUAAAACUAAUACAAUACACAAAAGAGGAA